This is a messenger RNA of Pieris brassicae (large cabbage white), 1043 nucleotides long. RefSeq lists its product as uncharacterized. The record is from RefSeq and is a predicted model, not a curated record. Lineage: Eukaryota; Metazoa; Arthropoda; Insecta; Lepidoptera; Pieridae. Gene Ontology annotation, cellular component: transcription regulator complex; nucleus. Bases 90 to 719 code for a protein of 209 amino acids. The transcript is spliced from 2 exons. Gene Ontology annotation, biological process: regulation of transcription by RNA polymerase II.
CGCGCGAGCCUCAGCGAGGCGCUGCGAGGCCGUAUACCCCUCGCUCUGAGACACCUUUAGUAACAAAUAAAUACUGGUUAUACACGGUCAUGGAAAAGUUUAUCGAAGCUGUGCGCAUGCAGCCCUGUCUGUGGAAUCCUUUGGACCCAGAUUACAGAGAGAUGCACGUGAAGGACGAAGCUUGGACCACCGUUGUGGAGAUCUACAAUAACCGUUCUAUAGCAAAUAUUCAAGUAGCAAAAAUGGAAUGGAAAAAACUACGCGACAAUCACCGCGACGCGCUCAAACGUGCGAAAUUAGGCAAGAACAAGUUAUUACCCGCGCAGAUCACAACUUGGAAGUACGCAAAAGCAAUGCAAUUUCUAGAACCGCACAUGAAAUAUAGAAUAACAGAAAACAUAGAAAUAGAACCGUCGAAACACGACGACGUUUCAACUACAGUAGAUUAUUCAGCGAAACGACGUUGUAUAGAAAAGAGAAGUUUGGAAGAUGGCGCUCUAGAGUCAUUCUUCAAAUGCAUGUUACAGAGCACUAAAACCAUGCCAAACUGGAUGCAGACACAGGUUAAAAAGAAGAUAUUUAGCGUUAUCAUUGAGGCUGAAGAACAGCUUUCGUCUCAAGGUCAAAGUGAAGUUGCGAGUGAAUAUGAAGCAGAACAAACUAUUCCUUUAGGCAUUGUCAAGGCUGAAAUUCAUACAGAUAGUGACGAUUGUACUUAAAAUUCAGAUGGCAUUGUUAUAACAGCCUUCACAGUGGUCAACAGUGACGAUAUUAGAAAUAAAUAUUGUACGAUGAGGCAGUGCAGACAUAACAGCAUGAGACAUAAGAAUAAGUUUGAUAUGGCUGAUCACGGUUAUAAAGAAAAAUUACCAAAGAACUAAGGAGUCAUGCCAUGCCAGAUUAGGUUAUAACGAUGUUAAUUUUAAAAUAUUUGUAUAAGUAUUUCUUUUUGUUUUAUUUACGUAUGUAUAAAUCUUAACGAAUCUAGAUAUUGGUGAAAACUGCAAUAAACUCCGUGCAGUUUUUGAGUUUAUCUUGAUAGA